AUGGAGGAAUUGAAGAAAUAUUUAUGUGUUGAAAAAAUACAUUCUGAAGAUUUCCAAAAAAUUAUGAACAAGUGUGUGCAAGUGAAUAAAGACAGUGAUACACGUAUUGAAGAUUUAUUGCUCAUUUUAAUUUUGUUCACAAAAUUUUUUCCCCAUUUUAAACAAACAUACGGAGAUUCACUCCACAAUGAAAUUUGUCUUAAUAUAUUUAACAGCAUAAAAUUGAAAGCACAUUAUUUAUACACAAGCAAAAUGCUCAUACACACAAUGAACAUACUGACCAAUUUACAACUUAUUGACAAUACACUUGUUCUUGCAUUCAUAAAUAAAUGUUCUUAUUUUAUACAAAAUGAGGAAUAUGAAAUUGAAGACUUGGUUCAUUUUCUGUCCAUUUUUAGUAAAAUUUAUUUGUUAAAAAAUGACCCUAAAUUUAUGAAAUUAAAAAGCUUUAAUUGGAUGCUAAUUAAAAAUAUAUGCAAUAAAUUGGCAUACAAUUUUGACCGUUUUUUCUUAACCUACAAGGAUUAUACAUACACACACAAAUUGAAGAAAAAAAUUCAUGAGCAAAUUAGGAGUAUCCACUCGGAGGGGAAAAACUCCAGACCGUCUUCACAUUGCAGUAACAACGUUUUAAAUACGCUCAACACUGUUGUUGAUCCAUGUGCCAAACGCGUCAAAGGUGAAAAGUCUGAGCUUCAUGUGGGUGACGAUGUGGCAGGGGGCCUCUCUUCUUUUGCCUCCUUCGUAGGGUUGGCCGAAAAUUCUUCUACCCAUGAACAUUUGGUUAGUGCCCCUUCUGCGAAUGUCCACCAUACUGCCCGUUGUAAAACGGUGGGCUCGCCGCCCAAUCGAGCUACCCCAAAUGAAUUACCCACUGAGCUGUCACAACUAAAUGCGUCACAGGAAAGGCACUAUCUGCUCGACACGCUUCUCAGCAUCAGCAGGAGUCUUAGGGAUUUGAGGUUUGCGCACAUGGGGCUGCUAAACGAGGUGGCCAACAGGUUGCAGAGUCACUUUUUGGACGAGCCAAACGAAUUGGGGGUAGAAACGCGUCGUGAUGUUGAUCAUGGCACACAUGACGAGUGUGAGGAGCGUGGCGACACAUCCCCCGUCAGAAAAAUUUUCUACAUCAUGCAAUGCCACCUCUACCUCCAAGUGGACCAUCAUAUGCUCUACAAAAGCAUCCUGAACACUUAUAAAAAACACCUGCCAAAUGUGGGCAAUUUGGUAGUUUUGUUCUUCUUGCUGGCAAAAAAUAAAUUAUUCCCCUCCAAGACAAUCCACCUAUUUGAUGCAUCCUUUAGGGAAAAAAUAACCCAAGGAGUAUACGAUGCAAGAGAUCUGUCAACACUUUUGCACUCGUAUGCAAUGCACAAAUAUAGGGAGAGGUUCCUAAUUCGGUUGAUUCUUUCUCGUUUAGUACCACGUUGUGUCAGCCUUCCUCAGGGUGAUCACGCACAUGAUGAAGAUCGAGACAGGUCCUCUUCCCCUAAUCUAACGGAGGAUCCCCUUCCCAGUGGGGCAAGUAAUGAGAAAAUUCCAAGUGACAAAUUCAGGCAGGGUAUAAACUGCGGGGACAUCCCAAACUGCACUUCUGAAGAUGCACAAAAAAGUAACCUUAUUGUGGACCUGCCCGGAAAGGUAAAAAUACUCUACAGCCUGUUCAAGUUGGACAUAUAUGAAGAAGCGCUCAUUUGUGAAGUAUCAAAUAUGAUAAGCGAGGAAAACAUAAAUAAUAUGGACUACAAGGAGCUAGCCAAAUUGCUGCUAGCCAUGUGCUACUUCUCCGUCGAGAAUACACAUGCAUACAAUUUAAUAAUAAAAAAUUUAAUAAAAUUCGAUAUCAUUUUAGAUAAUGUAUAUGUGACCCAAUUGAAGAUAUGUGAGCUGGCACUUCGAACAAGACACGUCCCAAAUGUUUAUAAUCAGCUGAACGAGGAGUGCAUAGAAUAUAUGAAUUUCAUAAAAAGUAAAGAAAAAAAUGCAGAGUAUCAUAUUAAAUCAGAUUUGCAAAAAGAAAUUAAAAACUUCCUUUUGUCUUUCAAUUUGUGCAUGUCGGAGGAGGUACCCCUUGGUCCAUAUGAUGUCGACUUUGUGGAAGAAGAUGAAACCUUUUUUCGCAUGCCUAGAAAUUACCGUCUUCGCAGGGAUAGUCAAGCGUCCAUUGUGUCGGGGGAUGUAACCCAGCAUGGUACCAAGUGUAGUGAGCGUGCAUCCCCACAAGAGGAGUCGUCUACCACGAUGAGUCAGGUUCCAGAAUGUGAUUCACCAAAUGGAAACCCUCACAAAAGAAGAACUAAAUUAAUCAUUGAGGUUAAUGGGGAACACCAUUUUUACAAAAACAGCAAGUCCUACACCGCGCUGUCCAAACUGAAGCACAAGUUGUUAAGCGACCUUGGUUACACGGUCAUCAACAUACCCUACUUCGAGUGGGGACAGCUAACAACCAGCUUAGAUAAAAAGGCCUAUAUUAAAAAAUUAAUUUCUAAUAGCCUUACCUUUGAGGUAGUGAAUGUGUUACCACUUAACCAAAAAUGUGAACCGCUGGGGAAAAAAGAAAUGGAAAAGGUCGUCUCAACCAUUCGCCACAGCAAACGAAGGACUGACUUCUUAACCAGCAUUGCCAACUUGAGGGAAAAAAAUAAGGUGGCCUUUUUAAAGAGGAAAGUUAAAAAUGUGUAG
Molecule: messenger RNA, 2682 nt
Organism: Plasmodium fragile
Lineage: Eukaryota; Apicomplexa; Aconoidasida; Haemosporida; Plasmodiidae
Exons: 1
Coding region: 1-2682 (893 amino acids)
Source: RefSeq, a predicted model, not a curated record